GUUCAAUUCUACCAAGUCCGGCUAAGGAUUUCGGGUGGCAUGAUCCGGGCUACAUUCAUUCAGCAGUGAUGACUGGACUCCAGCCUUCAACCACUGUCUCAUACAAAUAUGGAAGUGAUUCAGCUGGUUGGAGUAACCAAAUCAAGUUCAAAACUCCACCUGCCGGAGGAUCAGAUGAAGUCAAAUUUCUUGCAUUUGGUGACAUGGGAAAGGCUCCCCGUGAUGCUUCUGCCGAACACUAUAUUCAGCCAGGAUCGUUAUCUGUGAUCAAAGCCAUGGCGGAUGAAGUAGCUUCUGGGAGUAUAGACUCAAUAUUUCACAUAGGGGACAUAAGCUAUGCCACUGGAUUCCUAGUAGAAUGGGACUUUUUCCUACAGCUUAUCAGCCCUGUGGCUUCUAAACUUUCUUACAUGACAGCCAUUGGAAAUCAUGAGAGGGAUUACAUGGAGUCGGGAUCAGUUUAUGAGACCCCGGACUCAGGUGGGGAAUGUGGAGUUCCUUAUGAAACUUAUUUUCCCAUGCCAACACCUGCAAAAGAUAAGCCAUGGUAUUCUAUUGAACAAGGAAGUGUUCACUUCACAGUUAUUUCUACAGAACACGACUGGUCUAAAAAUUCAGAGCAGUAUGAAUGGAUGAACAAGGAUAUGGCAGCAGUCGACCGAUCAAAAACUCCUUGGCUAAUAUUUACAGGGUAA
Messenger RNA from Ilex paraguariensis (yerba mate), 695 nucleotides. The record is from the annotation of a GenBank genome assembly. Lineage: Eukaryota; Viridiplantae; Streptophyta; Magnoliopsida; Aquifoliales; Aquifoliaceae.